GAUGUCCGACUUCGACAGCUCGACAGCCACGAGACUUUCCCCACCUUCCUUGAAGUUCCUUUGAGUGGUUUCAUGUCUUCGUUCAAGCCUGACGCGGUUGAGCUUCGUCACCAUCUCUCCGAGGUGGCCAAGGCAAGAGCCACUUCGCCGCUCAAAGGCCUACAGAAGUACCUCAAUAAGCCAGGUCUACUUAGCCUUGCGGGAGGGCUUCCGGCACCGGACUACUUUCCGUUUGCGGAUGUUUCUGCUAAUAUCCUUGUCCCAAACUCAUUCCCAUCAACCACCUCGGGCGAAUCGAACUUUUCAUGGAUUUGGAAACUUUUUGGUGCCAAGGAGAAGACGACUGCAAUCACUAUUCCCAAGUAUGCGCGUCGGCCAGAAGACCUCAAUCUAGCGACGGCACUUCAAUACGGUUUGUCCUCUGGACUCCCUCAGCUCCAGAAACUGGUCGAGAAUUUCUCCAAGAGAGUGUACGACCCAGCGUACAACGACUGUGUGACUAUGCUGCAUGCUGGAAAUACGGACGCUUGGAAUAAAGCAGUCCUUACUCUUUGUAAUCCUGGAGAAGGUGUUUUAGUCUCGAAAUGGACUUAUCCAAGUGCCAUGGCCUCCAUGACACCAUACAACAUCCGCCCUGUUCCUGUAGACAUCGACGGCCAAGGGAUGCGGAGUGAUGCCCUACGAACCGUCCUCACGGAGUGGGACGAGGACGCGCGUGGUAUGCCCCGACCCCAUGUCAUCUACGCUGUUCCUAUUGGAGAGAACCCUACUGGAACCACCACUGGGCUCCAGCGCAAAAAAGAAAUCUAUCAACUUUGUGUUGAGUUUGACAUCAUUUUGGUGGAAGAUGAUCCCUACUUCGUUCUGCAAGAGGGUCCCUACCUCCCCAAGGAACAGCGCAAGCCAGGAUCUCCGCAGACUGAUGAGGAGUUUAUCGCGUCGCUGGAACCGAGUUACCUUAAGAUUGACUAUCAAGGUCGCGUUAUCCGUCUAGAUACCUUCUCCAAGACUAUGGCACCAGGAUGCCGGUUGGGUUGGUAUACUUGCAAUGCGAUGUUUGCGGAGCGGCUGGAAAGAGCUGCGGAAACGUCGACGCAGGCGCCUUGCGGCUUCAGCCAGUCACUAGUAGCUUCUACACUGAUCCAAUGGGGCGAAGCUGGUUAUAUGCGGUGGUUGAAAGGUCUCCGUGUGCAGUACACUCUCCGACGGGAUUUCCUCGUGGACUGUUUCGCGAAUGAAUUCCAGUUAAUCACUACUUCCGGCACCGAUAUGUGGGCUGGAUGCCAGGUCUUCAACGGUUCUGUGAAGCCCAAGUCCACCACACAUUUUUUCAACGAGAAAGUCCCCCUGUCGACACCUAUCUUUUCAUUUGUACCACCUACAUCUGGGAUGUUCGUAUGGCUGAAGGUUCACUUCACCGAGCAUCCUGCUUACAGCACGCUGGGUGUCAAAGAGCUGGAAACAAAGUUAUUCAUUGAGUUUGCUGAAGCUGGUCUGUUGAUAGGACCAGGUGCGAUGUUCAACCCGACCAAUGAGUGGUCGAACGUGACAUCGGGGCAUUAUCGUGUCAGCUUUAGCAACGGCGAGAAUGAGGAGCUCAAGAAGGCAGUUGACAUUUUCGGCAAGGUUUUGCGAAGGUUUAUGGAGGUUUGA
Mycena indigotica is the source of this 1653-nucleotide messenger RNA. Its product is annotated as Aminotran-1-2 domain-containing protein. Gene Ontology annotation, biological process: biosynthetic process. The transcript has 15 exons. The coding region runs from base 73 to 1653 and encodes 526 amino acids. Gene Ontology annotation, molecular function: transaminase activity; pyridoxal phosphate binding. The record is from RefSeq and is a predicted model, not a curated record. Lineage: Eukaryota; Fungi; Basidiomycota; Agaricomycetes; Agaricales; Mycenaceae.